AGCGGCGUCAGCGGUCUGCGCAGGGGCAGAAAGGGGCGACGGGGACCUCUGAGUGCGCAGAGCCCCGCGCAGAGCCCCAACCAGAGCGGUGCGCGCCGGCGCCUGGCGUGCACACCCAGAGAGGUGGCGGGGCGGCGAGGGCGCCGUGGGGCCCUCACGCCGCCUAUCGGGGCGACUACGGGUGCGGGGCACUGCUGCGCCGGAAGCAUCCUGCUGCUGCUCGUCCUCUACUUCAAAUUCCAGCGGCUCCGCAGCCCCGCUUCGCCGGGCGCCCCCUGCUCAUCGUUAGCCUCCGCCACCUGCUGCCUUCCGUUCUCGCGGCCGCGGUGGCUUUCGCGCCCCACAGAGGGGCGGCGCGGAUGGUGCGUGAGACGGCUUCAUCAGCAGCCUGUAGGAGAAGGGUUCCAGUCACAAAAGCACGUGUGACACGUUGUGACAUUCGCUGCUAAGACGAAACGCCGACGUGAGAUCCAUAUACUUGCUGUAGUGUUCUCAGGUGUGAUUGGAUGUACUUCAGCAGGGUUUUAUGCUGCUGACCUGUAAGGAAAAAAAGAUAUUAAAAAGGGUAACAAACACCCAGGACCUGUACCCUCGGCACUCUGGGGUGAUCUGGAACAGUACAAGGUGUUCCAGCAUCUUUGCACCUCGUCUGAGCCCUCAGCCUAGACUCAUGCACAUUUCCUUCCCUGGAAGUUGUCACCAGAUGUCUGAUGUUCCAGGAUGGCCAGCAGUCUCCCAGCAGAGUUUGAUGUGAUCGUGUUAGGGACCGGUUUGCCUGAAUCCAUCCUUGCAGCUGCAUGUUCCAGAAGUGGUCGUCGGGUUCUGCAUCUCGAUUCAAGAAGUUACUAUGGAGGAAACUGGGCUAGUUUCAGCUUUUCAGGAUUGCUCUCCUGGGUGAAGGAAUAUCAGCAAAGCAGUGACCCUGAGGAAGAAAGUCCUGCUUCAUGGCAAGACCUGAUCCAUGAAACAGAAGAAGCCGUCGCUCUUCGAAGGAAGGAUGAAACCAUUCAACACCCAGAAGUUUUUUGUUACGCCAGUCAGGAUGUGGAUGACAAUCCUGAAGAGAUUGAUGUUCUGCAGAAAAAUCUUUCCUGGGUGGCACCUGGCACCCUCAUUAAACCUCAGGACUCUGCAAGCUUGUCUGGAGAAACACCCUCGUACGUCACUGGCUCUGAAACGCCUGCCAAAGACACUCCAGAAAACGGUGGAGAAAUGACUGAUAGAUCAGAAACCCUGGUGACGGAAGAAUAUGGUGGAGGUGAAACCUGUAAACACACAGUUUCAGAUGGCACUAAAGAUGGCAUCAGACCUGUAUUGGAAGACCACGGCAAUCCGCCAAAGAGGAAGAGGAUUACCUACGCUCAAAUAGUGAAAGAAAGCAGGAGGUUUAAUAUUGAUUUGGUAUCAAAACUGCUUUAUUCUCAGGGAUUGCUGAUUGAUCUUUUAAUCAAAUCCAAUGUUAGUCGUUACGCAGAAUUUAAAAAUGUCACCAGGAUUCUUGCGUUUCGAGAAGGCAAAGUGGAACAGGUGCCUUGCUCGCGAGCAGACGUCUUUAAUAGCAAAGCGCUCACUAUGGUUGAAAAGAGGGUGCUGAUGAAAUUUCUUACAUUUUGUUUAGACUAUGAGCGUCAUCCUGAUGAAUACCAAGAUUUCAUGCAGUGCUCAUUUUCCGAGUACUUAAAAGCCAAAAAAUUAACCCCCAGCCUCCAACAUUUUGUCCUGCACUCAAUCGCAAUGACCUCGGAGUCGUCUUGCACUACAAUAGAUGGCCUUAAAGCCACCAAAAACUUUCUUCAGUGUCUUGGACGGUUUGGCAACACUCCCUUUUUAUUUCCCUUGUAUGGCCAAGGAGAAGUGCCCCAGUGUUUCUGCAGGAUGUGUGCGGUUUUCGGUGGAAUCUAUUGUCUUCGUCAUAAAGUGCAGUGCCUUGUAGUUGACAAAGAAUCCGGAAGAUGUAAGGCCAUCAUAGAUCACUUGGGUCAGAGAAUAAGCGCGACCUAUUUCAUCGUGGAGGAUAGUUACCUUUCCGAGGAGACAUGCUCGCGUGUGCGGUACAAGCAGAUCUCCCGGGCCGUGCUGAUCACGGACGGCUCGGUGCUGAGGGCAGAUUCCGAGCCUCCCAUCUCCGUCCUGAUGGUGCCUCCGGCGGAGCCGGGAGCGAGCGCCGUCCGCGUCACCGAACUGGGUUCUUCCACCAGGACCUGCAUGAAGGACACCUGGCUGGUGCAUCUGACCUGUUCAUCUUCCAGAACAGCAAGAGAAGACUUGGAGCCGGUGGUGAAGCAGUUAUUCACCCCGUACGCUGACCCAGAAACAGACAAGGAAGAGCUUCGGAAGCCAAGGCUCCUGUGGGCCCUUUAUUUUAACAUGAGAGAUUCCUCCGGCGUCGGCAGAAGCUCGUAUACCCGGCUGCCUUCCAAUGUGUACGUCUGUGCCGGGCCCGACGCGGGGCUGGGCAGUGAGCUCGCCGUCAAGCAGGCGGAAACGCUCUUCCAGGAGAUCUUUCCAAGUGAGGAAUUCUGCCCCCCGCCGCCACAUCCGGAAGACAUUUACUUCGAUGGUGGCGACAAGCAGCCAGCACCCCCGGGAGCCGAUAGUGGCAUCACGGCCACCCGAGACUCCUCUGGGGAAAGCAAACCCGCAGAAAGCCCAGGAACGCACCUUCAAAGUUAGGAAAAAAGCAACCUGGAAAUGCUACUUUGGGCCUUUAUCCUAGCAUCAGAAUAGUUCUCCUUAAAGGAGCGUUUUCUCUGUGCGUAAGAGAAGUGGUUCUGUCAUGAAUGCUGCGUGGAGCUUCUCUGCAGUUCUCUGGAGAGGUUCAGGCGUCCGGUGUCUUUGUCAGUCCCUCGGUAACUGAUUUAUGGUUGUUGGACCUCGUUUUGUUUCAGGAUGCGCACCGUGACCCAGGAUCUGAAGCAGGGUUACCGUGAUUUACUUGGGAGUAUAGCUGAGGGUUCCGUCUUAGCAGUGGUGCUUCAAGGAAGGAGAUGGGCUUCAGAUUUUAUUAUUGGCUACAGAGCAGUAACAUCUAAAGGAUGCUUCAGUUACUUUUGUAGCUGUUACAGUUGCUACCGCCUCAAAGAGUGAAACAUACAGAGGGCAUUAUAUGGAUCUUUUGUUCAUAAUAAAAACAUAGACGUGGUGGCAGCGUUUGCAACUAAUGCAAGUGCCAAUAUGACCAAUGGGUCUGUCUGUAAUUGUUGGGAGAAUAGCUUUGCCUGGUUCUCCGUUUGUGAAGGUGGCGGUGUGAUUCUCCUACCUGAUGGACCCUGGUAACCAGUAAGGUUGCCCCUGCAGUCUUCAACAUUGCGCAAGAGUCAGAGUUCAGUCAGUAGUCAGCUCUUUCUUGGAAGGUUCAGGCCAAGGAAAAUCUAGGGCAAGAGAUUAGUUCUGGUGUAAUACUUCAGGAAAGUUCUGCAGAGCACUGCCCUGGCACCUCAAAGCAAAGAACUUCUCAGUAAUCCAGGCUAAGAGGAAAAACAACUUGCUCUAGGAAAAGAUAUUUCAGCCGCCGGUCCUUAGAUCCUGAAGGAGAAACUGAAUGGAGCAUUUUUCACUGGGGAUUACAGAUGGUUUUUGAAAUCUGUCAGUGGAUUUCCCAAGGGUUCUCAGUGCAGGUGGCCCUCAGCACCUUCUGGGCUCCCCGCUUUGAUCAGCAGCACGGCGGGAGGGUUGACCACGCCUCUUUGGUGGAGCCCACCCCCCAGACCAGGACUUAACCCCCUGCGGAAUCAGCGCCUGCCUCUCAGCUGUUCUCAAGGGGAUGGAAGCAUUCUUUUUCCAGAGCCACCACAAGUCACAAAGCUGGUUGUCCGCCAGCGGUGGCAGAGCCCGAGGAGCUGUUAGAGGAGUGAACGGCCUUCCCUUCCAGCCCCCAGUCCCCCAGGGGACGGUUAUCCUGUGGGAAACGAGCCCGUUAGUCCCGGUCUUUGUCCUGGAGGAGCAUUUACUGUGGACUUAGCGUCCUCUCUCCUUGCAGCUGCUCAGCAGCCCUGUGAGGCAGGUACAUUUCUGAAGAGGAAGGAAAGACUUCGUAACUCUUUUUUUUUUUUUUUGGCUUUCCAGGCUAGGGGUCGAAUCAGAGCUGAAGCCACCGGCCUACGUCAGAUGCCGGAUCCUUAACCCACUGAGCAAGGCCAGGAAUCGAACUUGAAACCUCAUGGUUCCUAGUCGGAUUCGUUAACCACUACGCCAAGUCGGGAACUCCAAGACUUCCUAACUCUUGAGUCUGGUGUGUGUGUGGAAGGGCCACACCGGAGCACAGGCUCUCAUGAUUUCAAAACCUUUCCAGUGAGUGCCAGCUGUUAGGAGAGGGGGGUGCUUUGGGGGAGCAGGAGGAGAUGGUCACGGAGGCAGGCUGGCGGUGCUCGGGAAGCAGGCAGACAUCCCAGCUUAUUGUUGAGGCAGCAAAGUAUGGAAAUAAAGAUUGAUUUAACAUGUAGCGCCGUGCUACCAAUCUUGUUGAAGCAGAAUUUGUCUGAAUUUGAACAAAAUAAGGCCUUUCAAUGUAUCUUUUGAGCUGAACAUUGUGUUUUAAAGAGUAACUGGUGUUACUAGGUCAAAAUUUGCUCUGAAUAGUCUUGCUGCUCUUCUGUCUGUGAGGAAAAUGAAACAAGAAGGAGUUAAGUACUUUGCAGCUUUACUGAAAGAGGAGACCUCACGAAUUGAUAUUACUAUAUAUAGAUAUUGAAUACAGCAAGGUGUAUUACUGGGUGGAUGCUAAGCUUUAAACCUAUUAAAACCAGCGAAAUGUCUGAAAUAGACCUAAAAAUGAGUUGUUAAAAUAAAAAAGAAUGUAAGAUGCUAAGUAAAAUGGAGAUCGGUAACUUGGACCUAUUGAAAAACGUUUCAACAUCAUGAAUGUUUUUAUUCAUAAGAAUUUGAGAAGAAUGGUGAGGAGUUGCAAAAGAUGGUAGAACCAAAGAUAAAGAAACCGGAAAAAAAAAAAGUGUUCAGUAAAUUAAGGGACUUAAAAACUAACAAAAUGCAUAAAUUCCUUUCCUACUUGAACACAAAUCAAAAUUGAAAAAAAGUUGUCAUCAAUAAAAAGCAUUUAAAAAGCGGGGACUGUUAUAACCUAGUAUAAUUUUCUGACACGUUGGAAUUUUACCCUUAUGGGCUUGUUGGUGAACUUUUUCAAAAGUUCAAAGAAUAGUGUCUAUUUAUGUAUGAGAGGGAUAAUAUGUUAAUGUUUGCUUUUUGAGACUAACCUGGCCUUAAUACUAGAAGUCAAAUGUUUUGAAAAGGGUCUCAUUCUGAACAAAUGCAAAAUAUUAGCAAAUGAGACACAACAUAAAAAUAAUUAUUUACUGUGACUCAGAAUUAUAAGUUGGUGUUUAACAGAAUAACCAUUAAAUCAGUAUCAACAGAACAAAAUAGUAAAAAUCCAAAGUAUUAACUAUAUAUACCUUUAAAAAUAUUAGUAAAAUUUACUCAUUUUUAUUAUCUCUAGUAAUGAUUUUGUCGGUUUCUCAUUGUAAUAAAUUAUUUCUUACACCCAAGAACUAGCAUCAUUCCUCUUAGGAAAACAUAUAGGAACAUUUCUCAAGCAGAAAGUAAUAAUCCUGGCACCAUUUUUAUUGAUAUAUGGUUGAAAAAGCUUGUUGUAAGAAAACCUUAAUAAACAUUCAUAAAUGAGAAAGGAAAGAAAGCAUGAGUAGUUUCUAUUCAUGCGGCUUUUUAACUAGUGAAACUUGUGGUAUUUUAAAUGUCCUGAGAAGACUUAUUCAGGGAGUUGCUGACUCCAGCAGUGACAAACUACGGUUUAACGUGUUUGGGUAUUAAUAUAUAUCAGCCGUUUAAAGACAGUUCUACAACUCCCUUGGGGUAAAUUAAGGAAGGGGUUUAUCUAGAAGCAGAUUGAAAGCAAUGCAUCCCCGUGUGAUGAGAAAGAAGUAAAUAGGGAAUCUGAACACCAAAGUUGUAGUCCUCACUUCUCACCAGUUGUCUAAUCUUGGGAAAAUCAUGCUUGGCUUCCAUUUCACCGUCUAUAAAAUAGAAAGAAUGCUUUGCAGAAAUUACGUGAGGACUAAAUUAAUGUAAAUGAAGUCAUACCCAAAGGACUGGCCCUAAAGGGACUUUAAUGUGUAGCUUUGCUGCACUUCCCGAACCCUCCAAAGGGAUGCUUGAGGUAAUUGCAGAGACUUGUGAUAAAUUACUGAGGAAAAUACACAAGCAGAGAUAGGUCUUUUUAACUUGAGAAAAAAGAGAGUCUUGCACUUCAGCUUGUUGAGACAUGCUGUUAAGCAGUCUUGCUAUGUACACUAUGGUGUUGAGUAGAAAGUUUAAGACUAAUAAGCCAAUGAGAAAAAUAAUUAUGCUGGUGGAAAGAGUCACUGGACGUCAGUAUGAAAAAAGAAAUUAGAUGCAAUUCAUAUAUGAUGACAGUUCUUUCCACAUAGAAUAAGUAAAAGGUAAAAUAAAAAAGAGAGUACAAUUGUCACCGCAAUUUCCUUUUUUUUUUUUUUUUUUGCUUUUUAGGGCCACACCCAUGGCUUAUAAAGUUCCCAGGCUAGGGGUCUAAUCAGAGCUGCAGCUGCCGGCCUACACCACAGCCACAGCAACUCGGAAUCCAAGCCCGUCUGCGACCUACACCACAGCUCAUGGCAAUGCCAGAUCCCUUACCCACUGAGCAAGGCCAGGGAUCGAACCUGCAUUUUUGUGGGUACUUGUCAGAUUUGUUUCCGCCACACCGCGGCGGGGACUCCCUCACCCCAAUCAGUUUGCAAAGGAGAGUUUAUGGCAAUGAAAAAUACUGACGAAGUAGGUGAGAUCAACUAAGAAAAAUGUAAAAGGUAUACUAAAUAGGAAGAAGCCAGAAGAAGAGAUGGGAUGAAAGCUAUUUGCCUUACACAGGAUAAAGUACUCAGUAUUUUUUAAAAGGUGGAUUCAAAUUUCUAAGGCUCUGUGCUCUUUACUGGGCAAAUUGAUGAAAGGAUCUAGUUCAGAUGAGAAGAUACAAAUAAAAGUUAAUUCUUUGAAUGAUAGUCAGGUUUCCUAAUAUUAAAUGUAUAAACUAAAGCAAGGUUGAUUUAGUUCAUGCAGUUAUAUUAGCAAAAGAAUUUUUAAUUGAAUGUAUCUUCAUACAAGUAGCAUUAUUAUAUGAGUAGUUUUUUGAAGAACUAUUUAGGAGAAUAUAAUAAGAACUCUAUAAUCAGUCUGUCUUGAUAGAUCUAACUCACUUUGAGUAGCAUAUGCCCAGGAAAAUGUUUUAAAAGAAAAAUAAAGGUAUUUGUAUAAAGGUAUUUCCUGCAUUUAAUUCAUUUGAGUUAAAAAAAAAAAAAAA
Molecule: messenger RNA, 7285 nt
Organism: Sus scrofa (pig)
Lineage: Eukaryota; Metazoa; Chordata; Mammalia; Artiodactyla; Suidae
Gene: CHML
Product: CHM like Rab escort protein
Biological process (GO): protein geranylgeranylation; intracellular protein transport; vesicle-mediated transport
Cellular component (GO): cytoplasm; Rab-protein geranylgeranyltransferase complex; nucleus
Molecular function (GO): GDP-dissociation inhibitor activity
Source: RefSeq, a predicted model, not a curated record